UAAGAUUACAAGUUUAUCCAGGCGCUUUUUUAGCUCUUUAUGACAGACAGCAGAUCAGAAAUUAAUUGACUCAACUGUAGCUUCUACGGGUGUACAUAAUAGUGGCAAUCGAUAUUUUCUAAAUCACUUUUCAUUGAUUUUCAUUCGCUUUGUUCGCUGGCGGGCAGGAGGUCACAGCUUGAGACUUGUAAUUCGAGAGUGAUAACAGAGUGACAGCCGAAAGAGAACGUGUCUUAGAAGGGAUUGUUUGUAAAAGGUAGUUUACAUUGCUUGUUAGCUGAUGAUAUGGCUAAGAGAACAACGGCUGAAAUAGCACAUAUCGUUGUAAACGUUGUGUGCUUUGUAAUAGUUGUAUUGUUAGCUGCAUUAUGUGAAACGAUCCACAUCGAACCCUUUAAACGAGGGUUUUUCUGUGAUGAUGAUACUAUUAGAUAUCCCUAUAAUGAAGAUACAGUAUCAGUUGGACUGGCGUUUGCUCUAGGUUUCAUCAUACCUAUCCUCUGUAUUUUAGCAUGUGAGUGGAUCAAGUUCACUAGUAGAAGAGAAGAAGAAACCAAACUACAUUAUUACGGACGAUUUUUCUGGACUUUAUGUGUAGAAUUUGGGAUUUUUUUGUUUGGUGGAGCUUUGUGUCAGUUAUGCGUCAGUAUCAUAAAGUUAACAGUUGGACGGUUGAGGCCUCAUUUUGUAGCAGUCUGUAACCCGGAUUUUUCAAUUAUAAAUUGUUCAGUUGGCUACGUCACUAAUUUUGUCUGUCGUGGAAGUGGACCACAGCUCCGCGAAGCAAGAUUGUCAUUCCCCAGUGGUCAUUCCAGUUAUAUCGGUUACACAAUGAUGUUUACAGUGUUAUAUUUACACGUAAAAGCUGAAAGACGACAUUGUGGUUUAGUGAAACACGUCAUACAGUUCGGAGCGGCCAUGACAGCAGUGUAUGUAUGUGUAUCACGUGUAGCAGAUAAUAAGCAUCACUAUACUGAUGUAUUGUCUGGUCUAUUUAUUGGAGCUUUGUUUGGAGCUUUAGUGAAAAUUAUACUAGCAACUCAUUGGAAAUCUGGUAGUUUAUCAAAGACAUCAUCAAGAGACGUGCUUCCAUUACGUUAUAAAUCAUCGGAAACAGUACAUACUAUUAAUAAUGACUAACCAUAUCAUGAAUACUUUACUUACUGUGAUAUAUCUACAAAUAUUCGUACAUAUCAGUUAAUUAUAAGACGGUGUCUGUAUGUUAUGUUUUUUUUAUUAUUUAAUAUUUAGAAUCAAACAUUGUUUUGACGUGUACUGUGAUUAAUCAUGAAUUGACUAAUUUAAGUAGUCUAGUAUAUAUAUUUUGUUUGAGAAUAUAGUCCGACAAUCUAACUAAAAUAUAGAUCUAUAUUUCGUUUCGUUUUUUAUACUUUCGAUUGCCUACACUACAAGUGUAGUAAAGACAAGUAAAAUCUAAAUUUUGAACUAUAAAAAUGAAACGAAAUUGGUUCUUUGUUUUAAUCAGAUUGAUAGUCCGAAACAGUGAUCAAAAUUAAUGGGAUUGGGAAGGAAAAAACACCAAUAAGGCCGUUUUUGGCUUAAUUUUAUGUGAGUUCAAAGCUACCAUGAAUAUUUGUCCUUAGGGCAGCUCUAUUUAUAAAAUAGUAGACCGGACCGAUCUCCAGCUGAAAAAAAAGUAAAAACAUUAAAUUUGAUGACUAUGUGUUCUUGCCAUAUAAAUUAGGCGUGGUCACAAAAGGUAUAAAAAACUGACGACUUUGAUAUAGCAAUAUUUGCCGACUAUGUACAUUUAAAGGCAAUAAGAAUACACAUUUUUGUUUUUUCGUUACAUAAAUUUGCAAUACACUUUUUAUGAUAUUAAUGUAUAUACAGUUGAAUUUCGUUAUUACGAACUCGUGUCAGUCGAUAUUACCGAAUUAUUCAAAGGCAAUAAAAAUACACAUUUUUGUUUUUCUUUACAUAAAUUUGCAAUACACUUUUUAUGAUAUAAUAAUGUAUAUACAGUUGAAUUUCGUUAUUACGAACUCGUGUCAGUCGAUAUUACCGAAUUAUUUCGAAAAAGAAUCAAAUAGACUAGAUAUGUUGAAUGAUGAUUUAUAUUAUAUUAUACAUGUACAUAUAUCAGAUGCUAUUUAUUUGUUUUUAAAUAUUUUAAUAAAUGGUCUAUAUGGCAUAUUUAAGUAUUUAUUUUAAAGAGAAAGAACAGCCUGAACGUUUAUUAUUUCAAUAUUAUGCACAUAUUUUUUGAUCAUAUUGUUUCUACCUAAUUCCAAUGUUCAUCUCUUUAAUUUUUGGUUCAAAUUUGUUCUAUAAACACCACUUCAUAUAAAGGUUGUGACGUCAAGAAUUUGUUCUGAUAAUGUAACCAGUUCUAUAUCGGUUCGAUUGUGCUUGGAUGCCGAAUAUUCCCCCCUGUGUUUCAUGAAAUAAAUAUUUUUAUAUAUUA
Molecule: messenger RNA, 2428 nt
Organism: Patella vulgata (common limpet)
Lineage: Eukaryota; Metazoa; Mollusca; Gastropoda; Patellidae
Product: phospholipid phosphatase 1
Exons: 6
Coding region: 286-1140 (284 amino acids)
Biological process (GO): phospholipid dephosphorylation; signal transduction; phospholipid metabolic process
Molecular function (GO): phosphatidate phosphatase activity
Source: RefSeq, a predicted model, not a curated record